AACAUAUCAGAAAUAGUUUUUAAAAAUUUGCUGGAAUUUUUCAAAGGAUCCAUCGUCCUUAAUAUGGAACCCUAUCAGAGGGUUUUGCUCUCGAUCGGUGGCGCCUUCAGUGCGUUGGUCAUGAUUUUGGCUGUUCUACAGUGGUUCCACAUCUGGACGUACGUUUCAGAGGAGAAACGUCAAAACAAGCUCUACUUCUUGAUCUCGUUAUUUCCGGUGAGUACCGUAUGUUGCUUGAUUGGUAUGUGCGUGCCACGCACCUCGUUGGUUCUAUCGUCAGCCGGCCUACUCUACUUCCUGACCUGUAUGUUUGUGCUGAUCUCGUUGCUGAGAAAUUUAUUUGGCAGUCGUGAAUCACUGUCUAACUCGCUGAAAUUCGAUCGCAAACAAAUCAACUUUCAAAGUCCACCGUUCUGUUGUUUCUGCUUCUGUCUACCAAAAAUUUCCAGCAAUACGCGUAAUCUACGUCGUAUCGAAUGGCUGAUAUUGCAAGCACCUAUAGUGCGGGCGCUCAUCGUACUAUUCAACCUGAUCGCUGUAGCGGAAUUCCGUGAGGAGUCUCUAAAAUAUGUUCAUUGGGCUGAAAUGAUCGGAGUGGGCUCGCUGUUGAUGGCCAUAUUCGGUACACAUACACUGGCACGACUGACAUCAGGCAAGUUAAGCCACUACGGGUUCAUGACAAUUUUCCGCCUGAUCGAUGUGGCUCUCCUGUUCUAUACGGCUCAGCAGCCGAUGAUCUUCGAGAAUAUUUUGGUUCGUUUCGGUGUCGUACAGUGUGGACCAGCACUGUCGGCUCAAGACAACGCCAGAUUUAUUUGCAAUUUCGUUAUAAUCACCGAGAUGCUGCUGCUGUCGUUAUGUGCCAGCAUAUUACUAGCACCAUCACGGAGCGCGCUCUUCGAUCGUUAUCCACACGGCUGCGGAUCACCAAUUUCGACGAGUUUCACCGACGAGUCAAUGUUGACUCAUAAUGAGCUAUCCGAAGACUAG
Anisakis simplex (herring worm) is the source of this 990-nucleotide messenger RNA. NCBI's taxonomy places the organism in Eukaryota, Metazoa, Nematoda, Chromadorea, Rhabditida, Anisakidae. The record is from the annotation of a GenBank genome assembly.